Molecule: messenger RNA, 1689 nt
Organism: Lactuca saligna
Lineage: Eukaryota; Viridiplantae; Streptophyta; Magnoliopsida; Asterales; Asteraceae
Source: the annotation of a GenBank genome assembly
AUGGUUUUGAGCGAAGGCUAUGCCCUACGCCCUACUUUGGAACACAUCUUCUCUUCAGUUCUAACUAUUUUCUUUUUCCCGCGAAUACCUUAUCUCUGCCUCACUACCGACUGGGUUCUCCCUCGCCAUUCCCACGAACUCCUUCGCCGCCGUUCACGCCGGCCACCCCUCUGCCUCCCAUCACGGCAAGGAGGUAAUCGGCUGGAAAGAGUGCAGACUGCUUGCAGUUCGGCUAAAAUGGCUAUCCCUCUUUCAAAUCUCACUCCCAGUCUCCUUGUUUCAAAGCUCUGUUUAGGGACGAUGACAUUCGGUGAGCAAAAUUCGUUGUCACAGUCCUUCAAACUCCUGGACAAAGCAUUCGAUUCUGGAAUCAACUUCUUCGAUUCUGCCGAAAUGUAUCCAGUGCCACAGCGUGCAGAAACACAAGGAAGGAGCGAAGAAUACUUUGGUCGCUGGCUUAGAGAGAGAAAAAUACCUCGUGAUCGUGUUGUAUUUGCCACCAAGGUUAGUGGCCCUUCUGGGCAAAUGAGUUGGAUUCGAGGGGGUCCAACUAGUUUGGAUGGAAGGAAUAUAAAGAUGGCUAUUGACAACAGUUGAUGGGUGCAUUUUGUAUGUUGGAGAACUGCUGCAGUUUGCUGAGACUACAGACUGACUAUAUUGAUCUUUAUCAACUCCACUGGCCUGAUCGAUAUGUUCCAAUGUUUGGAGAAACUGAUUAUGAUCCUGUCAGACAAUAUAGUCCUGUUAGUUUUGAUGAACAACUUGAUGCUCUAGGAACAGCAGUUGAUGCUGGUAAGAUCAGAUUCAUUGGUGUAAGCAAUGAAACGCCAUAUGGAGUCAUGAAGUUCUUACAAGCUGCUGAAAAUAACCCUAGUUAUCCAAGAAUAGCCACUGUUCAGAACUCGUACAACUUGCUGUGUCGAAAUUUCGAUUCAGGAUUGGCAGAGUGUUGUCAUUUGGAGAGGGUUAGGUUAUUGGCAUAUAGCCCUCUGGCAAUGGGUUUGCUUUCUGGAAAGUAUAUGUUACCUGAUGGUGGUGGAGAUGAUGCUCGGUUGAAUCUUUUCAAAGGAAGGUAUUCAGAAGGGGAAUCCAGAUAUAACUUAUCAAAUCACACCAUUAGAGAAGCUACUAAAGCAUAUGUCUCGAUUGCAGAACGUUAUGGUAUCCAUCCGGCAUCUCUUGCAAUUGGUAUACAAUAUUGAGACACCCUCUUGUGAGCAGUGCUAUUUUUGGGGCUACAAAAUUAUGGCAACUUGAAGAGAUUGUUAAUGCAUGUGAUACAAAGCUUAGCUCGGAAAUUAUUGCAGACAUAGAUGAGGUUCAUUCAAGAUUUCCCAAUCCUUGCUCUUGAGUAAAUCAGUUUUCGACUCUUAGUUAUCUUCUUUGGAAUUAAUAGUGUUACUUUUAUUAGUUUAUACUUUCUGAGUUAUUUCUUAUUAAUAGAUAAUAUUAUAUUAUUAUUAUUAUUUGGACGUUCGUUGUUAGGCAGGGUCCAUUUCAAUUAAUGCAAAUUUGGCAGUUCUUGCCUACAUUCUCUGAUAUUAAUAUUCGUAUCAAGCCAUGCGACGUUAUAUUAUUGGGUUGUAUUUUGUUGAAUUCUAUUUUUUUUUAAAAGGAAAAAAAUAAAAUAAAAAUAUCCAUCGACUAAUUUUUAAUUUUUAUCCUUUUUAGAAAAAGAUAAAAUAAAAC